AUGGCCUCUGCAGACAUCUCCUCCAUCCCGACUCCCGCCCACUGCACGGCAGACUUCUGCUUGAUCCCGAUCGGAACCUCGUCCGCCUCCGUUUCGUCCCAAAUCGCCGACGUGCAGCGCCUGAUCGAGAAAUGCGGCCUGAAAUACGUGAUGCAUUCGGCCGGGACGACGCUCGAAGGUCCUUGGGACAAGGUUCACCAGGUUAUUGGCCAGGCGCAUACGCUGUUGCAUCAGCAGGGUGUCGUUCGCAUUCAGACUGAUAUUCGGGUUGGAUCGAGGACUGAUAAGGAGCAGUCGUUCGAGGACAAGGUGAACAAGGUGCGGCAGCUGUUGGCGCAGGAUUGA
Molecule: messenger RNA, 345 nt
Organism: Aspergillus clavatus NRRL 1
Lineage: Eukaryota; Fungi; Ascomycota; Eurotiomycetes; Eurotiales; Aspergillaceae
Product: thiamine-binding protein
Exons: 4
Coding region: 1-345 (114 amino acids)
Cellular component (GO): cytosol
Source: RefSeq, a predicted model, not a curated record